AUGGCGGCCGGCGGGGUAGACGACCGGGGGUGUGGGCGCGGGCUGGGUUCCGGCGGCUUGGCCCUGCUCGGGCUGGUGCCCGGCGCGCCCCUCUGCCCGCACGGUCCUGCUCUUCUGUUUGUAAAGACCAACCAAGGAGGAGAGGAAGGAAGAAGGUUUUAUGCUUGUUCAGCCUGUAGGGAUAGAAAAGAUUGUAACUUUUUCCAGUGGGAAGAUGAGAAGGUGUCAGAAACUAGGCUUGCAGCACGUGAAGAAUACAAUAGAAAUCACCAGCCUUCUUUUACACACAGACAGAAUGUGGAAAGGUUCAAGGAUUUUGUUCUGUUGCCGUUAUCAAAGAGGAGGUUUUGCCAGGAAUGCCAGCAAUUGCUAUUGCCAGCUGAAUGGGAAAAACACGCAGCUCACCAGUUCCUGUGUGAUAUCUCCACUGCCCAGUUAAAAAGCCCCAGUCAACUUCUGUAUCCUCUUGAGAAUAAAAAAACAAAUGCCCAGUACUUAUUUGCAGACAGAAGUUGUCAGUUCCUACUGGAUCUUAUUACUGAUUUAGGAUUCAGACGAGUGCUCUCUGUUGGAACACCCAGGCUUCAUGAAAUGAUCCAGUCAAAAGCAUCACGAGAAGAAGAUUUCAGGGUUAGAAGCCUUCUGCUAGAUAUUGAUUUCAGGUAUUCACAAUUUUACACAGAAGAUGAAUUCUGCCACUACAACAUGUUUAAUCACUAUUUUUUUGGUGGAGAGGCUGCAUGUGAAACUUGUAGGAAAUUCUUGUAUCAAGACAAUGGUGAAAGAGUCAUUAUGGUGACUGAUCCCCCAUUUGGAGGGUUAGUGGAAGCACUGGCUUCUAGUUUUAAAAAACUAAUGGCAAUGUGGAAGGAGACAGAAAAAGGAGGUCAUAACAACCAAGAGAUGCCUAUCUUCUGGAUAUUUCCAUACUUCUUUGAGUCUCGUAUUCUGGAGUUCUUCCCAAGCUUUAGUAUGAUGGAUUACCAGGUAGACUAUGAUAAUCAUGCACUUUAUAAACAUGGCAAGACAGGUCGUAGACAGUCUCCGGUCCGUAUAUUCACAAACCUCACCCCAAGUAUGAUUGUACUUCCUGUGGAAGAAGGUUAUAGGUUUUGCACUAUAUGUCAGCGCUAUGUUAGUUCUGGUAACCAGCACUGUGAGAUAUGCAAUUCAUGUACAUCAAAGGAUGGUAGACGAUGGAAACAUUGUGUUCUUUGCAAAAAAUGUGUAAAACCCUCUUGGUUUCACUGCAACAAUUGCAACUGCUGUGCUCUUCAAAGCCACACUUGCGAGAAGACUGAUGCUGGUUGUUUUGUUUGUGGCAAGGCAGGUCACAAACGCAGUACCUGUCCCAGUCUUUCCCGCACCAGAAGAGCUUGCCAAGCUGACAAAAAAGCAAAGGCAGAGAACUCUGAAGAGGGUAAAUACGCUGUGAAGCAUGCCAUGUUCUCCAGGAAAAAAGUAAAAAAAAAAAAAAAAAAAAAAAAGAAGCCUGACUUUGCUUGCUGAUACAUAGUUAUUUUUUAUUAUGGCCAGCCGUUGAUUCCUGUUUCUGAUGAUGUUAAUAUUAACAUCCAAA
Neopsephotus bourkii (Bourke's parrot) is the source of this 1579-nucleotide messenger RNA. RefSeq names its product zinc finger CCHC-type containing 4 (gene ZCCHC4). Bases 1 to 1509 code for a protein of 502 amino acids. Gene Ontology annotation, cellular component: cytoplasm; nucleolus. The record is from RefSeq and is a predicted model, not a curated record. Gene Ontology annotation, molecular function: zinc ion binding; rRNA (adenine-N6-)-methyltransferase activity; nucleic acid binding. NCBI's taxonomy places the organism in Eukaryota, Metazoa, Chordata, Aves, Psittaciformes, Psittacidae. The transcript has 13 exons. Gene Ontology annotation, biological process: rRNA methylation.